AAAAGGUAACAAAGAAAAAAAAGUUUUUUUUACCAUUUAAAAAAAAAAACAGGUCUUCUCUUCUCUCCCUCUCGGACCUGGUCACAUCCUCGACGGCUCCACUCUUCCUCGAAUCAUCUUCUUCGUCCUUAUCCUCUUCUGAGAAAUUCAAUCCGAUUUAUCUUCUUCAUUCACGCUCUAUAUAUACAUCUCACCUCGUCUCGUCUGGUCAGCUCUGUUUCUCUUCAUCGACCGGUUCUUCAUCGGGGUCAAACCGGCUCCGAGCUAUCUACCAGGUUCGAGGAUUUCAAAUUUUAAUCUGUUCUGAUGGGAUCGGAGCCUCGGGAAGACCCGAGGCGCGAACUGAUUGACUUGCCUGUUCUUCACAAACUCAAACUCUACAGUACUCGCACGACUUUUUACUUGAUUGGGAGAGACGAGAAGAAAACUUUUUGGAGGAUUCUUAAGAUUGAUCGAACGGACCCGAAAGAGUUGAAUUUGUUUGAAGAUCCGACAAAGUAUACACAUGAUGAAAUCAGCCAACUUAAAAAAUGGAUUAGUAGAGGGAACCAGGAGCAUGGUGGACUUAGAGCAGAGACUACUUGCUAUGGUAUCAUUGGUUUUGUUAGAUUCUUGGGGCCUUAUUACAUACUUGUGAUUAGAAAAAGGAAGAAAGUGGGCGAGAUCUGCGGUCAUGCUAUCUAUGGUGUAGCGGAGAGUCAAAUGAUCAUGGUUCCGUAUCCUUCUAGUGAGACGAGAGUGUCUAGUUCUGCAGCCGAGCGAAGGUAUAGGAAGCUCUUCAACAUGGUGGAUCUUAGCAAAAACUUCUACUUCAGCUACACGUAUCGCCUCAUGUACUCCCUCCAGAAGAACAUCUGCAACACUGAGAGAGGAAAAAUUCACGACAACAGCAUGUUUGUCUGGAACGAAUAUUUAACACGAGGGAUCAGAGGGAUCCUCAAGAAUACCGUAUGGACAGUUGCAUUGGUAUACGGAUUCUUUGAACAGAUUAAAUGUUCAGUAUCUAAUGAAGAAUUUAUUUUGACUGUCAUUGCUCGGCGUUCACGCCGUUAUGCUGGUACAAGAUAUUUAAGGCGUGGUGUGAAUGAGCAAGGCAGCGUAGCCAAUGAGGUUGAGAUAGAGCAGAUAGUUUCCAAAGAGGUUCCAGAGGGGAAGAAAAUCCCUAUAACAUCAGUUGUGCAGGUUCGAGGCUCCAUACCGCUAUUCUGGUCCCAGGAGACAUCUGUGUUCAAUCCACAACCCGACAUAAUAUUGAAUAACACAGACGAGAAUUACACAGCUACUAAGCUCCACUUUGAGAAUCUGAGACAGAGAUAUGGGAAGCGGAUAAUCAUCAUGAAUCUUCUAAAAACAGGUGAUAAAGACCAUCGAGAGAGCAUCUUAAAGGCAGCGUUUGGAAAGGCAAUCUGGUUUAUAAACAGACAGACGAAGAAGGAUAGCCGUUUAAAAGCGAUCCAUUAUGAUCUUAACAAACACUUCAAAAGCGGAGUUGAUGGUGCAUUCGAGCAGCUGUGUGUCCUUGGGAAGAGAGCGUUGGACUUGAUUGACUUAUUCUUCUGUGAAGCUCCUUUAGGCAUUGGAGCUGAAGGCGUUAUUAACGACUCAUUUUUAAAUAACCCUAUUAUGAAUCAAGAUAAAGAGGAAACUAUUCAAGAAAAUGAAGCUUUGAAGGCGGAUAUACAUAAGCUUCAAAGUGGGGUGUUGAGGACAAACUGCGUAGACUGCUUGGAUCGUACUAAUGUUGCUCAGUACUCCCACGGAUUGGUAGCUCUUAACCAGCAGCUGCGUACAUUGGGUAUCACAGGACCUCCUAUCGUCGAUAAAGACAACCCCGUGGCAAAGAAACUGAUGGAAGUUUACGAAAACGCGGGUGAUGCAAUUGCAAUUCAGUAUGCUGGCUCGGAAGCUCACACCAAGAUGUUCAGUGCGCUGAGAGGUGAGUGGAACAUGAUGAUGAAACACCGUGACAUCAUCACAGCUGUUCGUCGUCACUACAACAACGCUUAUCAGGACGGCGAAAAGCAGAACGCCAUCAAUGUGUUCUUGGGGAAAUCCGGGCCUCAACUGGGGAGGCAAGCCCCGUGGGAGUUGGGUUCUGACCAACGCAACACUAGAAGAACUAGUUCUAACCUAGACAUCGAAACCCUGAGGCCAAAAAUUUCAAGAUCCUUAUCGGAUAACCUUCUCUUAUUGGGUGAACUGAAUCUGGAGGAGCCGAUACUCGAAAAUCCAGAGCCUUCACGUGAAGGGUUAAACGGUGUUAUAUGGGAAACAACUUCAGAAUCUGGAUUCAUUGAAGCUGAACCAACUUCUCCAACCUUCCACUCGGCUAUUGUCGAUGAGGAUCAUUUGAGACGAACAGGAUCAAGACAAAUGUUACAAGGGAGUAGCUCUAUGUCUGAUUUUCUUGGUCUGGAUGAUGUACCUGGUUUUUCACACUCAUACAAUGCUAGAUUCACUCCGGCAGAUGAAAUGUUUGAAAUCUGCAGCUCCGUGUCGUCAGAUAACAUGUUCACGGACCUGGACGAAUCCAUCACUUCUACAACUGAUACGAACAUUCUUGAGUUUCAUAGCAGUUCGAAUCAACCAGGACGUUUCAUUGAAUUUCCUUUAGUAGAUGGAUACUCAAAUGAAUUCACUCAGUGGGUUCUACACGAAAAAUCAUCAUUGUCAAGGGCUCCGAGAUGAAACUUGUGCCUUGCACGGGAAGUUAACGGACGUAAGGCAGGGUUGGACAGGCAUGAUACACACGCACACACACACAAUAACAGCCACAUCUUUGUACAUACCCGAUUCAGCUUUGUAAAGGUCCUUGUUUCUUGUAUUUCUUUCUCCUACCAAGGUUGAUUUCUAUCUCUUUCUUUCUUUUUCAUCACCCACAAAAAGUUGAUUUUGUUUGUUUUUUGGUAUAUAGAGGGGUUGGUUUGGUUCAAUUUUUCUAGUAAUUUGUGGCGGCCCAAUUGGCUGAACCGCAAUGAAUUGUGUGAUUACUGAUGACUGAUUAGAAGUUGGAAGCAACACGCCAUAUUACAAUUCCUA
This is a messenger RNA of Brassica rapa (field mustard), 3039 nucleotides long. Its product is annotated as phosphoinositide phosphatase SAC5. The record is from RefSeq and is a predicted model, not a curated record. Gene Ontology annotation, molecular function: phosphatidylinositol-3,5-bisphosphate 5-phosphatase activity. Gene Ontology annotation, biological process: phosphatidylinositol dephosphorylation. NCBI's taxonomy places the organism in Eukaryota, Viridiplantae, Streptophyta, Magnoliopsida, Brassicales, Brassicaceae. Gene Ontology annotation, cellular component: intracellular membrane-bounded organelle.